UGCUUGCUUUCCUACAGCCCGACCUUUAAUGCGCUUCUGCCGCCGAAAGCGCUCCGGACAGCAGGAAAGACUAACAGUGGACGGAUCUUCUCUGUCGGGGCUGACUCAAGGAUCUAAAAUAAAAAAAACAAGGUCAUUCAUCGUGAGGGAGAGUGGAGGAAUACGGCUGCCUCUGGUCCCAGAAACCAUGGACGGACUUUACUUUGACGUGAAACCCAAAGGAGGAGAAGCCCGGAGACCACAGAGCCCUGAGAAACCGCGUCACCAUCUGACCCCGAACCACCACUCCUGCCCCUCCCUCUCACGCCUCAACUCUGGUGCUCAGAGUCCCCGGAAAUGGGCAGGUGCCUGGGAGAGGGGCGCGCCGUGGAGGGGACAGGCGGACGAGGAAGAAAUAAGAUACCAACUGACCAUGAUCGGCUUUAGGGUGGUCCACCACCUGACCACCAUGGCCAUGCUGCCCUGGGUGGUGGCCGAAAUCUGCAGCUCUGCAAAGAAGGAUGGCAGUGCUGGCAAACGUCAUGGAGGUGGAGGAGGUGGUCCUUCAUGCAGUAAUAAGACAGUGUUUCUGUGCGUGUCUGCGUCCUGGGUGCGGUCUGUGUCCGUUCUGGCAGAGCGAAAUCUCUGGGACCCUCUGACGCACACCGUCCUGUUCGAAUGCCGUCCUCAUCAAGUGACCAAGUUGAUUCACAACAGCCAGGAGCCCAGCAUCUUUGCCUGCCUGGUCAGAGACUCGCUGAAGUGUGCCUGCUACGUCUUCCAGUGCCUGGACAGCACCAAGGUCCCUGAGAUCAUCAGUACGUUGAGGCAGGCCGGCAAGAGCUCAGCGCGCAGCAAUGACGUCAGCGCAGACUCCGUAAAGACGUCCACGAGCUCUGAAGGCAGCGACUCUUCAGAGACAUGCCUCUCCUCGGUCUCCACCACAUCAACCUCCGCCGCCCCGGCCGUGUCCCCAACCACGUUUGCUAAGAAGUUUGAGGUACUUUUCUGCGGCAGAGUGAGCGUCGCUCACAAGAAAGCCCCGCCCGCCCUAAUAGACGAGUGCAUCGAGAAGUUCAGCCAGCUGCAUAGCUCGGGGACAACGGAUAAAGGAGGAGGGGGCUUGGUGGACGGGCUGAAGAGGGCGUUCACCUUCCCGUCCGCUGGACUGGGAAAUGGUUCUGUCCGGAACGGUACAGCGGGGAGCGCCCCCUCUGGGUCUGGCUCUGCUCUGUACAAGAGAGACUCCAGCUUCCCAAACCUGCACCUGGACGAGAACGGCCUGUCCCCUGAAAUAUCUAACAACAACACUACAGAUCCGAUCACCUCCUCCACUACGGUGCAGCCGACCAGCCUGCAGGAGAACAGGACCAUGCUGUUUACGGUGGGCAAAUCCCAGAUCUUCUUGGUUAGUCCAGACACUAAGAAAGUUGCCAUAGAAAAGAGUUUCCGAGAAAUCUCCUUUUGCUCCCAGGGAAUUCGUCAUGUGGAUCACUUUGGCUUCAUUUGCAGAGAAACAGCAGAAGACGGAAGCUGUUAUUUUGUUUGCUAUGUCUUCCAGUGUACCGAUGAAUCAUUGGUGGAUGAGAUCAUGCUGACUUUGAAGCAGGCGUUCUCAGUGGCUGCCCUGCUGCAGAAUGCAAAGACCCAAAGCCAGCAGUGUGACAGCUGCCCUAUCCAGCACCUCCACAGGCUGUGUGAGAGAAUAGAAGGUCUGCACCCUACCAAAACAAAACUAGAGCUUCAGAAGCACUUGGCCACUUUAGACAAUGACGAGCAGGCUUCAGUCUUUGAGAACACUAUGCGGGCUCGUCCUAAGAGUGACCAGGAAGAAAACGAGCUAGUGAUGGCCUCUCUGAGGAAUCUGUAUGAGGAGAAACAGAAAGCGCAUCAGCACUCUUUGCCUGAUAACAGCAAACAGGUGUCUGAAGAUGCUGCCCCGGCACUCCAGGAGACUCAGCAGCAGAGCAGCAGCCGGCAGCGGCUGGAGCAGUUCAAGACCAGAGCAAAGCGCUCGCUCACCGAGUCCCUGGAAGGCAUCUGGAAGGGAAGCAGCAAGGCCAGACCUCAAAGGGAGAGCAGCCAGGGGAGUGAGGGCAGCUCUUCUACUUGUGCUGCCAGCAGUAGCAGAGGCCAGCCCUGCUUCCAGGACCCCCUCACCUCCUCACCUCAUGUACGAGCCACCAGCCCACUCAGAGGCCACAACUCCACGGGUGACCUGAAGCUCCUGGACUCUCCUCCUCUGUCAUCGUCCUCCUCUCUACCCGGGGAGCCCGAGCCGCAGGUCUUCCGCCGGCGGGCCAGCACCUUCAGUCAUUCCCCCACCCCCUCCUCCGGUCUGGACGACUCCCCCCUGUACAUGCGGACCCACACGGCGCAGGAACCGAGUGCCGCUACCAAGCCCAAGCUCGUACGACACUACUCUGUCAGCACAGACACCCCUCACCACAGCAGAAAUCUUCCCGCCGACUCCACCCUUCCUCCUCUCCCUCACUUUCCUUCAUUCCAUUCUCCUCUCCUCCUCCAUCACCCCUCCUCACCUUCAGCGGGAGCUCGUCUCAAUAAGAGAAGCCCUCUGGGUGGUCUCCGCGCCCGUCUGCACUCCUCGUCCUCUGUCCCUAACUUUCUGAAAUUUCAGUUUCUGGCACCCGUGCACGAGAACGAUUGUCCCGAGCCAAAAAGCAGGGAUGUAGCAGCUCUCUCUACGGCGAGAGCAGCAUGCGUCGCCGGGGAGAGUCCGCCGCGGAGCCACCGGCAUUCCUGGAGGCAGCAGAUCUUCCUGCGGGUUGCUACGCCUCAGAAAGGCGCCGACACAAGCGAGCGGGUGGAUCCAUGUCUAGAAGGGGGUCUGAUAUGCGUGGGCCAGGUGUCGGGGGUGGGAAGCGGAGACUCGUCCAUGAGAGCAGUGCCAGAGGAGGGGACGAAGAGGAGCAAAGAGGAGCUGAGGGAGUUGUGGAGGAAGGCCAUCCUGCAGCAGAUCCUGCUGCAGCGAAUGGAGAGCGAGAACCAGAAACUGCAAGCCUCUGAGAGCGACCUGCAGAACAAGCGCCUGAAGCUGGACUAUGAAGAAAUCACUCCAUGUCUGAAGGAGGUCACUGUGGUGUGGGAGAAACUCCUGAGUACACCUGGCAGAACAAAAGUCAAGUUUGACACAGAGACUAUACAUGCUGCAGUUGCACAAGGCGUCCCGAGGCAGCAUCGAGGUGAGAUCUGGAAGUUCCUCUCGGAGCAGUUCGUCCUCCGGCAGACGGUUCCCUGUCGCCCCCCCUCCAAUCACUCUCCAUACAAAGAGCUGCUGAAGCAACUCACCUCGCAGCAGCAUGCCAUCCUCAUAGACCUAGGUCGUACUUUCCCCACUCAUCCAUAUUUCCAGGCUCAGCUGGGUGCAGGGCAGCUCUCGCUGUUCAAUAUACUGAAAGCCUACUCACUGCUGGACCCCGAGGUGGGCUACUGUCAGGGUCUGUCCUUCAUUGCCGGAGUGCUGCUUUUACACAUGGGGGAGGAGGACGCAUUCAACAUGCUCAAAUUUCUCAUGUUUGAUGUCGGGCUACGCAAGCAAUACAGGCCUGACAUGAUUAUCCUGCAGAUUCAGAUGUACCAGCUGUCUCGGCUGCUUCACGACUACCACCGGGAUCUGCACAGCCACCUGGAGCAGCAGGAGAUCGGCCCCAGCUUAUACGCCACCCCCUGGUUCCUCACGCUGUUCGCGUCUCACUUCCCCCUCGGCUUUGUGGCCCGUGUCUUCGAUAUGUUGUUCCUCCAGGGGUCAGAGGUCAUCUUCAAAGUGGCCCUGAGCCUGCUGGGAAGCCACAAGCCUCUGAUCCUGCAGCAUGAAAGCCUGGAGUCCAUAGUGGACUUUAUCAAGACCACGCUGCCCAACCUAGGCCUGGUCCAGAUGGAGAAAACCAUCAACCAGGUCUGUGAGAUGGAUGUGUCCAAGCAGCUGCAGGCCUAUGAGGUGGAGUACCAUGUGCUGCAGGACGAGCUGCUGGACACGCCCCCGACCCUCAACCAGCAGCAGAGAGCUGCACAGCUGGAGAGGACCAAUCAGAGCCUCCGCCAGCAGAACCUGGACCUGUUAGAGGAGCUGCAGGUGUCCCACGCACGGGUCUGCAACCUGGAGGGUCGAGUGGAGGCCCUGGCCCAGUCCGAGGGCCGGCUGAAGGAGCAGGUCUCUGCUCUGGAAGAAGAAAAGCAGCAGCUGGCGAGCACCGUCGCACACCUCCAGAAGCUCCUCACCGGCCUGGGCAUAAACGCCGACCUCGACGGACAGACGCUCCCCUGACCGCCUGAGAGACGGGCCGCGGUUUCCCAGCUGGACGGCAGGACGGUGGACUCUGUCCGGUGUGAAUGUUGAUCGCUGCGUGUGUCCACUGUUAGGAAUGACGUCAUCUGCAGGAAGAGCUAACUGUGAAAGCCCAAAUGAAGAAGUCGUCGAAUGACUCUCACGCCUCCAGAAUAUUAGUUAGAUGAGAUAAGAGGAGGUUUGGUGGAACGCGUAAAGGAAUAGCAGAGAGAUGCCGGAUGGGGCGGGCCUUCCCUUUAACGGAUAUGAACAGAACCCCGCAGGGGACGGCAAUGAGGGGUAGAGACAGAAGGUCAGACAGAUUCUCACCUGCCUGUGUGUGUUCGUGUCAUAAAGAAGGUUUUACACGUUGAUUUAUUGUUGGAUGUGAGGAGGCUAGACUGGCCAAAGAGCUGCUUCAUGCUUUAGUUGGAGGAACAAAGACUCCUCUCUACAGUAUUCUGAGACAUCAUCACUGUUAAGCAAAGUGGGUCCUAAAGAGCACACCAGAACAAACCGUGCUACGGGUAGUCAGCCUCAUGUGAAUUUGACAUCUGGAUCGCGGUGCUGCUGAAAUACGUCGAGGUGAGGAGGGUGAGCUAGGUUCAGCUUCUCUUCAGUCCUUUCUCUGCAGUUCUAGUUUAGCUUCCUGGCCGUGUGCAUUUUAACUUGGUUUAGCGACAGCAGCUCACAGGAAGAGCGACACAAUAUAUCCAGUCCAUUUCACAUCCUGUUUUUCACCUCUGAAGACACUUGGAUUCGUCUGCGAGGAUGGGGGGGGGAGUUGUGAGACGGUAGCUCUCCCCCCCGUCCUGGACGGGGGCCGGGCCUAAGCAGGUUCCUCUGAGUUGUUGCCAAACGCCGCUGGGGUGCGAAGCCGGCGCCGCUGAGACAAUCCGUAGGGCGUAAAUGUUUUACUGUAUUUUCCCCCCCGACACUGAACUCCUCGGACCCGAGCUGCAGCUUGGUGCGUCUGUACGCGAACGUCUGAAUGUUACUGUUUCUUGUGCACUUCACUGAUCCCC
Molecule: messenger RNA, 5289 nt
Organism: Fundulus heteroclitus (mummichog)
Lineage: Eukaryota; Metazoa; Chordata; Actinopteri; Cyprinodontiformes; Fundulidae
Gene: tbc1d1
Product: TBC1 (tre-2/USP6, BUB2, cdc16) domain family, member 1
Exons: 24
Coding region: 29-4264 (1411 amino acids)
Source: RefSeq, a predicted model, not a curated record